AAACACUACUGUAGAGGCCCAAAUAAGAGUUUUUAUAACUGUAGAGGCCCAACUAAGAGGCCCGUUUCGGCCCAUGAGUUGAAAUGGAUUUCAAAUCUAGAUCUUCCUUCCUUCUUCGUGGAAGAUGUUUUGAUCCGUCAUGCUGCUGAUAUCUGCCCCCGGUUGGGUUCAUUUCAUACUGCUAAAACCAUCGGGCAACUUUUGCAGAUUGUUUGCUUGACAAGGGCGAGACUAUCUUGUUAUUUUUGGGUUAGACUAUGUGGCAUUAUCUGGAAGGUUGUGUCUAUUAGUCCUCAUCAGACUUGGAAUGGCGAGUUCAUGCGCCAGUAUGAUGCAUGUGUCAGAUUUUGGGCAGGUCACAUAUCUGUUAGUGUUAUACCCUAUCGUGUACUGGGGUCUGGUCUGUACGUUGACAGGCUUGCGAUUUCCUCUUGCAACGAAUACAUUGCAGUAGGUUUACGUUUUGGGAUUGUUAUUGUUUAUAAACUUGAUAAUGAGUUUAAAUGCGUAAGUGCUGAUGAAAUGAGGCCAAUGGAAAUGGAAGUCACUGGAUUGGUUUUCUGCAGCCCUAGUCAUCUGAAUAUUGCUUAUAUCGGUGGAGAUAUAUGUCGGGUUGUUAUUCCCCCUAGAGGGGACUCUGUUCACCAUCGUGUUUGGGAAGGGGACUCUGUUCACCAUCGUGUUUGGGAAGGGGACGUCGUUCACCAUCGUGUUUCGUUAGGUGAUGUUGAUGCUGAUGGCUUUCUUACCGAUUAUACAGGCUCUAUUACUAUCUGUGUCGGUGUUUAUGAUGGUGAAAGAGCAUUUCGUGUGUGGGAUGCAGCCUCAGGUUCCCUAUUGUAUAGUGGUGGGAGUAUGGACUUGCCAUUGGGUGAUAGGCCCAAAGUCGUUCGGUUGUUGUCUGACACUAUGGUGCUUGCUUGCUCAGAGUCUAGGGUUUGUUAUUUCUUUAUUGCUGAUCCGGCAUUCCAUAUGUUGGCCCAAGGUUCUGUGCGCGUUGGAACAGUUGGUAGUCCAUAUGCUCUGUUGGUGGGUUAUUUGGAUGGAGCUGCCAGAUCCUGUAGGCUAUCUCCUACUGGUGAUUUGCAGUUCUUCGAAUUUGUUAACCCUCUGCAAUUUCGUUGGUUUGCUUGUCUCACCUCGGCGGCUUGUGUGUCUCUCGGUCGGACUGGGGAUAUACAGACCUUGAUUCCGGGGAAGGAGGUGAAAGAAAUGAUGAAACAAAAUUCUUAA
Molecule: messenger RNA, 1233 nt
Organism: Salvia hispanica
Lineage: Eukaryota; Viridiplantae; Streptophyta; Magnoliopsida; Lamiales; Lamiaceae
Source: RefSeq, a predicted model, not a curated record